AUGGCCAAGAAAGGUCUUCCAAAUAUGAUGGAAUCAUUUCCUUCCUCAUCUAAGUCCAGGACCACAAAAUCUGCUGGAAAUAUGAAUUUUUCCACCUUAACUAGGAGAUUCUCAACCACUCCAUUGGGGAUUACCAUUGAUCUAUCAGCAAGCUGCAAAGUCAUCCUUAUAGGCUUUACUUCUUCUAUAAACAACCUCCUCAUCAUAGAUAAAGGAAUUAGAUUGAUACUUGAUCCUAAAUCACACAAUGCCUUAUCAAUGGACACAUUGCCAAUGGUGCAGGCCUCCCAUUCAUUUUCAUUGCCCGUCGGUUGGUUAGGACAUCCUAUCUUUAGAGAUAAAGAGGGGCGUGAACUUUUUGUAAGGCGUAUGCCUACUUUUUUUGAGACAUUUCCAGUUGUUUUGGUAGACGGAGACGGAAUUGUUAGAGCCGAUGUUCCUUUUCGAAGAGCUGAAUCGAAGUAUAGUGUUGAACAAGUAGGUGUAACAGUUGAGUUCUAUGGUGGCAAACUCAACGGAGUCAGUUAUAGUGAUCCCGCUACUGUGAAAAAAUAUGCUAGACGUGCUCAAUUGGGUGAAAUUUUUGAAUUAGAUCGUGCCACUUUGAAAUCAGAUGGUGUUUUUCGUAGCAAUCCAAGGGGUUGGUUUACUUUUGGACAUGCUUCGUUUGCUCUUCUCUUCUUUUUCGGGCACAUUUGGCAUGGUGCUAGAACUUUGUUCCGAGAUGUUUUUGCUGGCAUCGACCCCGAUUUGGAUGCUCAAGUAGAAUUUGGAGCAUUCCAAAAACUGGGCAAUCCGACUACAAGAAGGCAAAUAGCCUGAUUCGGAUAGAACGUUAUUUUUUAUUGUUGUU
Messenger RNA from Arachis duranensis, 853 nucleotides. RefSeq names its product photosystem II CP47 reaction center protein-like. Lineage: Eukaryota; Viridiplantae; Streptophyta; Magnoliopsida; Fabales; Fabaceae. Gene Ontology annotation, cellular component: photosystem; membrane. Gene Ontology annotation, molecular function: chlorophyll binding. The record is from RefSeq and is a predicted model, not a curated record. The coding region runs from base 1 to 822 and encodes 273 amino acids. Gene Ontology annotation, biological process: photosynthesis, light reaction; photosynthetic electron transport chain. The transcript has 2 exons.